Messenger RNA from Rhinolophus ferrumequinum (greater horseshoe bat), 1119 nucleotides. Its product is annotated as N-acetyllactosaminide alpha-1,3-galactosyltransferase-like. The coding region runs from base 403 to 1119 and encodes 238 amino acids. The record is from RefSeq and is a predicted model, not a curated record. Gene Ontology annotation, biological process: carbohydrate metabolic process. Lineage: Eukaryota; Metazoa; Chordata; Mammalia; Chiroptera; Rhinolophidae. Gene Ontology annotation, molecular function: hexosyltransferase activity. The transcript is spliced from 2 exons. Gene Ontology annotation, cellular component: vesicle; membrane; Golgi apparatus.
CUCUGGAUGCUGAGGAUACAGCAGGGAAAAAAGACAUCCCAAUGCCUGCCCUCCCAGAGUCUCUGUGCUAGUGAUAAAAGCAGACAAUGACCCAAGGAGCUUCCUGCUCUUAUCAAAGCCCAGAAGGCUCUUUCCUGUGGAUGUAUCGCUGAAAACCUCAGAACUUCGUGGUAACGGCAGUCAGAAGGACUGGUGGUUUCCAAGGUGGUUUAAGAAUGGGAGCCACAAUUACCAAGGGGAGAAGACGAUGGACAAAGACAAGGAACAAUGAAUACAAUGAAGAAGAGCUUCAGCUGUCGGACUGGUUUAAUCCACAGAAACUCCCAGAGGUUGUGAUGACCAGAUGGAAGGCACCAGUUGUGUAGGAAGACACUUAAAACAGAGCCAUCUUAGAAAAUUACUAUGGCAACAGGAAAUUACCAUGGGUGUGACGAUUUUGGUAUUGGAACAUACACUGAGCAUUACUUGGAGGAGUUGUUGACAUCCGCUAAUAGGGGCUUCAUAGUUGGCCACAAAGUCAUGUUUUACAUCAUGGUGGACGAUGUCUCCAGGUUGACUUUGAUAGAGCUGGGUCCUCUGGGUUCCUUCAGAGUGUUUGAGAUCCAGCCUGAGAAGAGGGGGCAGGACAUCAGCAUGAUGCCCAUGAAAACCACUGGGGAGCACAUCAUGACCCACAUCCAACACAAGGUCGACUUCCUCUUCCAGGACACCUUUGGGGUGGAGAUGUUGGGCCAGUUGGUGGCUCAGCUAUGGGCCUGGUGGUACAAGGCAGAGCAUGACAAGUUCAGCUAUGAGAGGUGGAAGGAGUCUGCAGCAUACAUUCCGUUCAGCCAGGGGGAUUUUUAUUACCACGUGGUCGUUUUUGGAGGAACACCCAUUCAGGUCCUAACCAUAACGGGGGAGCGCUUCAGGGGAAUCCUCCAGGACAAGAAAAAUGACAUAGAAGCCAAGUGGCACGAUGAAAGCCACCUAAACAAGUAUUUCCUUCUCAACAAACCCACUAAAAUCUUAUCCCCAGAAUAUUGCUGGGAUUAUCGUAUAGGCCUGCCUUCAAAUAUUAAGAUUGUCAAUAUAUCUCAGCAGACAAAAGAAUAUAAUUUGGUUAGAAAUAAUAUCUGA